Molecule: messenger RNA, 1500 nt
Organism: Penicillium verrucosum
Lineage: Eukaryota; Fungi; Ascomycota; Eurotiomycetes; Eurotiales; Aspergillaceae
Product: phosphoglycerate mutase, 2,3-bisphosphoglycerate-independent
Exons: 5
Coding region: 1-1500 (499 amino acids)
Biological process (GO): glucose catabolic process
Cellular component (GO): cytoplasm
Molecular function (GO): manganese ion binding
Source: RefSeq, a predicted model, not a curated record
AUGGCUGACCAAAAAGUUGCCUUGAUUGUGAUUGAUGGCUGGGGUAUUGCAGGCCCCAACUCCCCACCCCAGGGAGAUGCCAUCGCUGCGGCCGAUACCCCACACAUGUCAGGCUUCGCUGAGCCCAACUCCAAGACCGCCCAGGGCUUCGCCGAGUUGGAUGCCUCCUCGCUCGCUGUUGGUCUGCCCGAGGGUCUGAUGGGCAACAGUGAGGUCGGUCACCUGAACAUUGGUGCUGGUCGUGUUGUCUGGCAGGACAGUGUUCGCAUUGACCAGACCAUGAAGAAGGGCGAGAUGGGCAAGGUCCCCAGUGUCAUCAAGUCUUUCACCCGUGCAAAGGAGGGUAAUGGACGUCUCCACCUUCUGGGCUUGGUCUCGAAUGGUGGUGUUCACUCCAACAUCACUCAUUUGUUCGCCUUGCUCCAGGUCGCCAAGGACAUGCAGAUCCCCGAGGUCUUCAUCCACUUCUUCGCCGAUGGACGUGAUACCGACCCCAAGAGCGCCGACAAGUUCAUGCAACAGGUGCUUGAGAAGACACAGGAGAUCGGUAUCGGCGCAAUUGCCACUGUCGUGGGCCGCUACUACAUCAUGGACCGCGAUAAGCGCUGGGAGCGUGUUGAGAUUGGCCUCAAGGGUCUGGUCACUGGCGAGGGUGAGGACAGCUCGGACCCGCUACAAACCAUCAAGGAGCGCUAUGAGAAGAACGAGAACGAUGAGUUCCUGAAGCCCAUCAUUGUUGGCGGCAAGGAACGCCGUGUCCAAGAUGACGAUACCCUCUUCUUCUUCAACUACCGCUCGGAUCGUGUCCGUGAAAUCACCCAGCUGCUGGGCGACUAUGACCGUUCCCCGCGUCCCGACUUCCCCUACCCCAAGAACAUCUCCCUCACCACCAUGACCCAGUACAAGACUGACUACACCUUCGAUAAGAACCUCCAGCAAUGCCACAUUGCUGAGACUGAGAAGUACGCUCACGUCACUUUCUUCUUUAACGGUGGUAUUGAGAAGGAUUUCCCCGGCGAAACCCGCGAUAUGAUUCCUUCGCCCCGAGUCGCUACCUACGAUCUUGACCCAAAGAUGAGUGCAGCUGCUGUCGGUACCAAGAUGGCUGAGCGCCUUGGCGAGAAGAAGUUCGACUUUGUCAUGAACAACUUCGCCCCUCCCGACAUGGUCGGCCACACUGGCGUGUACGAGGCCGCCAUCCAGGGUGUUGCUGCCACUGAUAAGGCCAUUGGCGAGAUCUAUGAGGCUUGCAAGAAGAACAACUACACUCUGUUCAUUACCGCCGAUCACGGAAACGCCGAGGAGAUGCUCAACGAGAAGGGCACCCCCAAGACCUCCCAUACCCUUAACAAGGUUCCCUUCGUUAUGGCCAACGCCCCAGAGGGCUGGAGCCUCAAGAAGGACGGUGUCUUGGGUGAUGUCGCGCCUACCGUUCUCGCCGCCAUGGGCGUCGAGCAGCCCGAGGAGAUGACUGGUGCCAACCUGCUGGUCAAGUCCUAG